AGUAGCUCGGCCCAUAAGUCGUAAAAUAAACAUGUGAAAAAAUAUUCGCGUUGCGUUUGAGUUUUUUUUAGCUAUAUAUCCGAGAUAUAGGAAAAAUCAAGACAUAUCAUGGACGGUGAUAGUGAUAUUCAGUUGAACCUUCACACUGGGCCAGCUGGUAACCAGAACUAUCGUAACAAAGAUGAGAAACAGACCAAGAUUCAGAGGAUCAAAGCAAAGAAGCUAAAACGGAGGCAAGAGCUCGAGAAAAUAAAUGACAUCACUGUAAAAAGAGCAAAGACUGUAGCCAAAAGUCCUGAAAAAUCUGACGAUGCCCAGAGCAAGGAGCCAAAAAAGAUUCAGAAAGAGAAGGCAUCUCCCCAUCACAAAUUCUCCAAAUCUAGUCAGAUUAUUUCCUCGCUUUUCAAAAACAACCCUGAGAUACCAGAAGUAAAGUGUGCUACAGUAGAAAGAGUAAAAGAAGUCGUUUUCUCAUCUGAAAAAUUUGCUGAAGUUCCAGAGCUUCAUCCUUUUAUGGCGAGGAACUUGGAUGAGAAGAUGGACCACAUCACUACCAUGACAACGGUGCAGAAAAGAACCAUACCAGAGGUCCUGUCAGGUCACGAUGUCAUGGUCAAGUCGCAGACUGGUUCAGGUAAGACCCUAGCCUAUGCCGUACCAGUGGUCCAGACACUUCAGGAUAUGAAACCGAAGUUGCAGAGGUCAGAUGGGGUCCAUGCUAUUGUCCUUGUACCAACUAGAGAGCUUGCUUUGCAAAGUUUUGAAACCUUCGAAAAAUUAUUACGCCCGUUUACCUGGGUGGUACCUGGAUGUAUAAUGGGAGGUGAACAGAGAAAGAAAGAAAAAGCAAGAUUACGCAAAGGCAUCAAUAUACUAAUCAGUACCCCUGGUAGAUUAUUGGACCACAUACAGAAUACAGAAUCUUUAUCACUCUCUAGGAUCAAGUAUCUCAUUAUAGAUGAAGCUGAUAGGUUAUUAGAUAUGGGGUUUGAGAAAGAUGUCUCUAGUAUUGUUCAUGCUAUCACAGAGAAACAACAAGCAUCAAGGCAGACUAUAUUGCUGUCUGCCACCCUAUCAUCAGGUGUUGAAAAACUUGCUGGGAUGAGUUUAACUAAGCCUAAGAGAAUAGAUGUCACUACUGACAAUGCAACAGGCGCCAAAGCAGAAAUCAAAUCUGAUGCAGAGACAGAGUCAGUGUUUGCGAUCCCCGAUAGUUUGAAACAGUACUUCCUAUUGGUGCCCGACAAACUGAAGCUGGUUGCUCUCACGUCUUUUAUCUUAGAGAAAUGCAAGUAUAGCAACAAAGGCAGCAAGAUGAUUGUGUUCUUUGCAACCCAGGACAUGGUUGAAUACCAUCAUAGUCUACUCAGCAGUACUGUGUGUAAAAAUGAGGACGAUGAUGAAGGGGACUCUGAUAUAGACCUCUUCACUUUACAUGGUGAAAUGUCACAAAAAGACAGAACUAAAAUGUUCCAGGAUUUUCUAGAGACACCAACUGGAGUUCUUCUUUGUACAGAUGUAGCUGCUCGAGGGUUAGACCUACACAAUGUGAACUGGAUCGUUCAGUACAAUUGCCCAGGUACCCCAUCAGACUAUAUUCACAGGAUUGGCCGUACUGCCCGUAUAGGCACCAAGGGCCAGGCUGUGUUGCUCCUAACGCCAUCUGAAGUGCAGUACAUUAAAAUACUGAAUGAACACAAGCUUAGUUUAGUUGAAAUGCAGCUUGAUGAUGUCUUAAAAACUUCCAUGCUGUAUAUAAGGGACAAUCCACCAAAGAACACAGAUAGGAAUAACAUUCCACAUACAGUACAGGAAAGUGCAACAGCAUUACAGAUGGUGUUUGAAUCAGCGAUAUACUCUAAUAAAACUCUUCAGGAUCUUGCAACUAAAGCCUACACAUCUUAUGUACGAGCUUAUGCCACCUACCCCGUAAAUGUUAAACACAUCUUCCAUAUUAAGACGCUACAUUUGGGUCACGUUGCCAAGAGCUUUGGUCUAAGAGAGGCUCCAACUAAAAUGGGAAGCUUUGUAGGAAAACGAGGGAAAUCAUUUAAGAAGUCGAAGCAAAAAGACAAACACAGCGGAAAGUUCAGUGGGCCAAAAAAGAAGCGCAGACUUGAUAUGAUCUCAGAGUUCUCCAGUGGGCUAAGCAA
This is a messenger RNA of Owenia fusiformis, 2153 nucleotides long. Lineage: Eukaryota; Metazoa; Annelida; Polychaeta; Sabellida; Oweniidae. The record is from the annotation of a GenBank genome assembly.